This is a messenger RNA of Contarinia nasturtii (swede midge), 650 nucleotides long. RefSeq lists its product as uncharacterized. The record is from RefSeq and is a predicted model, not a curated record. The coding region runs from base 99 to 497 and encodes 132 amino acids. The transcript is spliced from 2 exons. NCBI's taxonomy places the organism in Eukaryota, Metazoa, Arthropoda, Insecta, Diptera, Cecidomyiidae.
UAUUAAUCAUAUUUAAACCAAUCGAUACACUAUAUAAGUGCAUAACAGUUUUUUCUCUUUUUUUGUACAAUUUUGUUUAAAAAUAAAAAUACGUGAAAAUGGGUUCGUGGUUUUACAUUUUAUUGGCAUCAAUCUUUAUCUCAACCUUCAGCCAGUGUGUCGAAAGCCAUUCCACUCCAGAAUGUAAUCAGUUAACAUAUGGAUUAAUCAUGAGGCGCAUCACCGAAGUGACGUACCACACACAUGCAACUGUCAAGGACUCCUAUACAAAAACGAAACAAUAUGUUGAUGUUUACAAACAACAAACUGACCAAAAGCUUGGCGCAAUGGACGGGAAAUUAAACGAUAUUCUUAUCAAAUUGGUAGCAAUUGAGACUCAGCUUGGAGCACUUACAACGGGGCCUGUUGCACUAUCGCCAACAGAUGUGUUAAAAACGGCUAGAGCUGCUGCUGCGCCGGCAAAUAUAGACUUAGACACGAGUGAGGAAGAAAAUUAAAAUAUAAUUUUUUAGUAUCAAUUGUUGUACACCAAACCGAGAUUUUCCAUCAUCUCUACGGCGUGGAAGCAUUAAAUGAUUUAUAGUUUUAAAUUAGUGACGAAUAUAGUUAAGCGAAUGAACAAAUAAACAUGCAUAAAAAUCUAAGAUCAA